UCUCGAUAACCAGCCAUGGCUGUUACCAUAUUCCACCUCUGCCUGAAGCACUGAGGCCAGUAAAACUCAUCUGAUCGGCACGAUAAGCUGCCUGUCACCCGCCCACACAAGGCAGGUGCUGGAGUCUCUGAGCUGGGAUCCGGUUACUCAAAUCUCACCUACAAUCUGCUUCCUUCUUUCCUUCGCUGCGUGUUUGGAUUUUUCUGCCUGUGGGAGUGUAUUCGUGAUCGGGCCCGGAGAAUGGAGCCGGACAGAGGGAGCACGAAACAGGCAGAGAGAGCUGAACUUGAAGACUUGGAGGCAGGAAAACAAGAACCCAAAAGACUCAUUCACUUUUCAAGUGGAGAAACUAUGGAGGAAUACAGCACUGAAGAGGAGCUUGAAGAAGAGCAGAAAGUGUUAGAGACAGUCAACCCUUCCACACUCCCCUGGAGCCAAUUCCUGCUGUUUUGGGUGAUGAAGUUUGCCAGGACAUCAUUAUUCACCUGUGACUUCCUUGGAGAAAAACUGGCCAACCUGUUCGGACUGACAUCAGCCAAAUACCAAUAUGCAGUAGAUGAAUUCUACAAUGUUCAAAACCAGGAAGGGUAUGAAGACGGUGAUGAAAUGACAGUCAUGGAGGAAGUAAAAAUGAAUGAGAAACAGCACCUCCCACUCCAGAAUUCUCAAUAUGGGACUUUGAACACGGUGGAGAGAUCAGGAGUUGACAGCAGGGCAGACAACAAGCACACAGUAUGUUACGACAAUGAAGCAUUGGAAGACAACGCAGAAAUUACUGAUCAGAUAAAAGUGGACAGCAACCAAUGAUCCAGUUGUUGAUUACUUCCUUAACAGACUCAGUAACAGGUUGUUUGUAGUAUUAGAUGAAGGCAUACACUGAGACUGAACGCUUCCCACAAGUUUUCCCCCUGCUGUGCCGAGGGUGCUGAUAUAGCAGAUUAUUGUUCCAUGGAUGCCAAACAUCCUCCAGUGCCUCACAGCCAUUCUGCAUGUUUGAGCCGAACAGCUAGCAGCAGCAAGCUGUUAAACCAUGAAGCGCAUUACAGCUGACCCUGUCCUCACUUGGUAUUCAAACACAUACGUACAAUCGCUGGACGCAAAUCAGGAAUGGGAACUCUGACAUUCUUUUCUCUUCUCUCCAGUCCAGGGCUACUGUAGUUUGUUGGCUGUAGUGUGUUUUAAUAUGUCUCUAUGGGAUAGCAGCUUGCCAUCACUAGAAGGGAAGUGUGUGAUCCAGUCUGUUUCACUUUGGUCUGUGAGCAGAAGACAGUAUAUACAGCUGUCCUGCUGAUAUCUUCAAGCUUCCUAUCCAUGUAUAUAUUUACUCCUGUGUCUAAUCUAAAUAAAUGA
Molecule: messenger RNA, 1350 nt
Organism: Carcharodon carcharias (great white shark)
Lineage: Eukaryota; Metazoa; Chordata; Chondrichthyes; Lamniformes; Lamnidae
Product: protein FAM177B
Exons: 5
Coding region: 241-807 (188 amino acids)
Source: RefSeq, a predicted model, not a curated record